CCAAAAAUACCAUACGCAAGCAAGUACAGAAAGUAUUUUCUCAGUUUCCGUUGUCUGAAUUUUAAAUUUAUAGUAAACUAACGGCGUGAAAAAAAAAAAAAAAAAAAAAAAGGAAUUUAUUUAUUUUAUAAUAACGGAAACAAACAGAGGUUAGUGGGGCAGAAGAAAAAGUGGGAGUCUCGCUGAGUCUUGAAGUAUCUUAUUCGUGCAUGCAUUUUUGUGCUUCCUUCUCUGCAACUCUGCAUGCACAUACAUGUUUUGCCGGCCGAACCUCUAUCGCCGAUCUACUGUCCGUUCACCGGAAUCUGACACCUGCCUAGUUCGUCAAUUCCACUAUUUGAUUCCGGAGAUUGAAAGGUCCCAACUUUUGAGUACUAUGAAAUCUACAAAAAUAGAACACAUCCCUCAUCUUCUUCGCUUUCUCAGAUUAACAUAAAGCAGUAUUUGUGUAGUUUUAUAUAUAGAAAUUUGAGAUUUGAGUUCACGAAUGGCGUCCAAAGUCUGCAUGAAUGCUUUGUGCGGGGCAUCAUCGUCCUCUGAAUGGAAAAAGGGUUGGGCUUUGAGAUCUGGUGGAUUCGCCAAUCUAUGUGAUAAGUGCGGGUCUGCUUACGACCAACUAGUCUUCUGUGACAUGUUCCACUCAAAAGACACUGGUUGGAGGGAUUGCACUUCGUGUGGCAAGCGUCUUCAUUGCGGAUGCAUUGCCUCCAGCUCUUUGCUUGAGCUACUUGAUUGUGGUGGCGUAAGCUGUAUUAACUGCAUGAAAAGUUCAGGACUUCAUCCUAUCCCAAGUGAUGACAAGCCGAAAGUAUUUAGCAUGUCAGAAGCAAAUAAUGGUGGCGAAAUGAACUACACUUCUGUGGACAAUCAAUUGGAUGGUGGUAAUAUUGAAAAAAUGAAGGUCGAGCAGUUGGGCAGUAGUGCCGAUCGUAGUGGCCUGAAACACUUGCUUCCUUCUCAGGAUGAUAAUACAAAUGGAUCUCUUGGUCCAACGAAACAGGAAGAACUUUUGCCUCCUCCAGGAGAAUUUGGAAUCACAUGUAUGUCAAAUUUCAAUCAAGCAUCCAUUGGAUCAUCUCAGAAUGCAAAAUUAGACAUGUAUAAAGCAAAUAUGGGUGUCAAAGAUGUAUACGAGUCAUUGGCUCAGACAAACCUGACUAUUGCCUUAGCUGCUCCUUCAGGAAAACCAAUUGCUUUUCCUGGUUCGGUUGUUGAAGAAAGGGAAUUGAGGACAAUUUCUUCUUUUCAACAGGGAUCUAAGUCUCACCAUCUUUUGCCCAAGCCUCCGAAGUCCUUCCUUGCUGCAGGUCUGGAUGCAAGUGCCAAUAUGGUUCCUCAAAUACGUGUUGCAAGGCCACCUGCUGAGGGACGGGUGAAGAAUCAGUUGCUUCCUCGUUAUUGGCCCAGGAUUACUGAUCAAGAGUUACAGCAGAUAUCUGGAGACUCGAAUUCAACCAUAGUGCCAUUAUUUGAAAAAGUUCUGAGUGCCAGUGAUGCUGGUCGAAUUGGUCGCUUGGUUCUCCCAAAAGCAUGUGCUGAAGCAUAUUUUCCACCUAUUUCUCAACCAGAGGGCCUUCCUCUGAGAAUUCAAGAUGUGAAGGGGAAAGAAUGGGUGUUUCAGUUCAGAUUCUGGCCAAAUAAUAACAGCAGGAUGUAUGUUUUAGAGGGUGUAACCCCUUGCAUACAGUCCAUGCAAUUACAAGCUGGAGAUACUGUAACAUUCAGCCGCAUGGAUCCGGAAGGAAAACUUCUAAUGGGAUUCCGGAAAGCAUCAAACUCUAUUAUUAUGCAGUCGCUCAAGGGAAGCACAGAUUCCCAUCUAAAUGCAUUGUCGAGACAUUUGAAUUCAGCCAGUGGGGAUUUCGGCUGGCAUAUUACUGAGAAGCAUGGGGGAAAGGCAAGGGAUGGUUCGCUGCCACCAUCAAUGCUGGGCCCAGAGAGGAAAAAAAGUCGAAAUAUUGGGUCAAAAAGUAAGAGGUUACUCAUUGAUAGCCAGGAUGCUCUGGAGCUGAAACUUACAUGGGAAGAGGCUCAGGAUAUGCUCUGCCCAGCUCCUAGUGUUGAACCAAGCGUUGUCACGAUUGAAGAUCAUGAGUUUGAAGAAUAUGAGGAACCCCCUAUUUUUCGGAAGAGGAGCAUUUUCACUGUCCGCACAUCUGGGGGGCAAGAGCAGUGGGCUCAAUGCGAUACUUGUUCUAAAUGGCGAAGGUUGCCGGCCAAUAUUCUUCUCCCCCCUAAGUGGACAUGUCCUGAUAAUGAUUGGGAUCGAAGCAGGUGCUCUUGUUCUGCACCAAAUGAAUUGAACCCAAGGGAACUUGAACAUCUUCUGAGACUGAAUAAAGAUUUCAGAAAACGAAGGAUUGCAACAAGCCAUAGGCUAGCACAGGAUCAUGAAUCCACUGGCCUAGAUGCUAUGGCCAAUGCAGCAAGUUCUGGAGACAAUGCAAGUGACCCAGGUGCUACAUCAGUAGCAACCACUACAAAACAUCCUAGACAUCGCCCUGGCUGCUCGUGCAUUGUGUGCAUUCAGCCCCCCAGUGGUAAAGGCAAGCACAAGCCCACUUGCACAUGCAACGUCUGCAUGACGGUCAAACGCCGUUUUAAAACCUUAAUGAUGCGUAAAAAGAAGCGUCAAUCAGAGCGUGAAGCUGAGAUUGCCCAGAGGAACCAAUAUAUGUGGGGGUCCAAGGAUGAAGUAGAAGCAGACAGCACCUCUGGACAUGUAACAUCACACCUUGAUCCUUCAGAGAAUGAAGCCAGAUUGGGAAAUGAGUUACAAUCAAACGGCCAAAGCAACAUGUCCAGCAAGUCUGCUGAAACCGGCAAGGGACAAUUAGACUUGAAUUGUCAUCCCAGUCGCGAAGAAGACUCAAAUCCAGGGCCAGCCCGUAUAAGCAUGAUGAGUCUUCUUCAAGUAGCAAGCCUGCCUUUGGAGAUUUAUCUGAAGCAGAAUGGUCUUACAAGCUUGAUUGUUGAGCAACAAGCCAGUUCAGGAUCACAAGUGCUGCCACAAGCAACUGAAGAGAGUGAGGAACGACCUCAUGAGGAUGUUAUUGCUCCAGUGGCUAAAGAGCAAGAAAGCGGGGAUGAAGAUGAAGACGAUGAUGAGCUUUCUGGACACCAAAGUUGAACUGAUCCUUCGUGACUUACCUGAAGUUGUUUUCCCUUCUUUUAAUUCCAUUUUGUAAAUAUAUUUUUUCUUUUUUCUUUUGUAGUUAAAAUUUAUACGCAUUCCCUCAAGUGUGAUGGAAUAUUAUACCAGUGCUUCAAGAGUUGCAUGUCUAUUUUUCAUAUAGUUUGUACGUUUAUAUAAAUGAUUUUAAGUUAAAA
Messenger RNA from Cornus florida, 3330 nucleotides. RefSeq names its product B3 domain-containing transcription repressor VAL2-like. NCBI's taxonomy places the organism in Eukaryota, Viridiplantae, Streptophyta, Magnoliopsida, Cornales, Cornaceae. Bases 488 to 3130 code for a protein of 880 amino acids. The record is from RefSeq and is a predicted model, not a curated record. Gene Ontology annotation, molecular function: DNA binding; zinc ion binding. The transcript has 13 exons.